CUCAGCAUCGAUUCCAUCUUCUAGAAAUCCUUCCUUCUUUUUUUUUUUUUCUCGAUGGUAUUACCGAUCAGAGGAGGAUAGAGAAAGUGAAGAUGUUCUUUUUCUUCGUAGGAGGGCUAGAGCAGCAGGCCGGGCGGGUGCUGAAGGAAGCGGCGGGGCGUUGCAUCCGAUGCGGGGGCAUAGCCGAUCUGGUGGAUUACGAGAAGGUACUUAAGCUAUUCUUCGUCCCCGUUUGGCGAUGGUCGGGCAAACAACCAGCCUUCUAUUGCCGCAACUGCUCCUUGCUCUUCCCCCAAUCACUCCCAAUCAACGGAGAUACUUCGGACAACGAAAUUUUCGGUGGCGACCAGAGCUCAUUCCCAUCCCUUACCGGUAAUCUCCUCUGCCACUCAUGCUCCCGCCCCGUUGACCCCCAAUUCCGCUUCUGCCCCUACUGCGGUUUCGCCCUCUAAAAACGGUGCAGAUUAGGAUUUUGGGUUUUAGGGAUGGAUCGAAAUCUAUUACCGGUGUGAAAUGCAAUUAAAUCAAAUACUGAGGCUUUGUGAUGUGACGAAUAAGUAUAUAAGUUCAACUUUUGUGAAAAUGUACAAGUCAUCUCAGCCUGUUUGUGAGCUAGUAAAAAAAUUGUGCUUUUGCUGCUAAAUGAUAGUCCGGAAUGAGGAAUCAGCUUCCAGGAUAUGAACUAUUGAUAUAGAUUUCUAAGGAUCUCAGUCAUUUCCUUCUAUGUUGUGAUAAUAGUUAUUUUUGCUAGACUCCUCAAUUUCCUUUUUCUUAUUGUUUAA
Molecule: messenger RNA, 782 nt
Organism: Dendrobium catenatum
Lineage: Eukaryota; Viridiplantae; Streptophyta; Magnoliopsida; Asparagales; Orchidaceae
Exons: 1
Coding region: 93-452 (119 amino acids)
Source: RefSeq, a predicted model, not a curated record